GACUUUAGUCUGACGAUCGCUUCCACGGAGCGAGGUUGACUAAAUCUGACAUUAUAAUCCCAGGAUAGUCCGUCGGUUCGAGCAUACACGGUAUCUUGGAUCCUGGUGAGUGAUUGGUGCAAAACAAAAAGAAAAAAAAAAAGAAAGAAAAGAGAAUUCGACGAGGAGUGCUCCCAAAAUCUCGCGUCGCGAUGCUUAAAGGUUUAAUUUAAAUUUUACUUCGUGAAACGAUACGGGGAAAACUCAAGCUGUCAAAUAUUCGAAACUCAUAGCGACGCUUGAUAAGUUAAAUCGCGCGUGUAAAAUGUUUUCAAUGCAAGUAUUGUGAACGAAGGUCGAGACAAGGAAGUCGGAAGGAAGGAAAUUUUUCUUCCAAUAAUUCAGAUUAUUUAAAUUAUUGUUAUCGAAAAAAUUUUGCGGGAGAACGAGAAAUCGGGGCUCCUUCCAACACUGUAAUAAUUUACAUAAUAAUUUAUAUUCCCGUAUCAAAUUUCGCUAAGAAUAUAUACCCCCCAGUUUCCGCGGCACGUGGCACGAGUCUGCUCCCUUCUCGCUCGAUCUUAGCAAAAUCGAGAAAGCCGUCGACUUCGUGAACGUGUGCGCGUGGUGCAACGGGCAGGAGAAAGUGCUCUUGCUGUGUGUCUAUCUUUCGAUAUUUUCGGCCGAUCGAUUCGCGACGGCGGAAUCGAUGACCGAGCAUCGUCGGCGACCUGCCUGACGAUGACUGCCUCGCGUUUAUUCAGGACAGCAUGAUUCUCGGCGCGUGCGGCUCGUCCGCGUGCAUUAACAUGCGCGAAGACACACGUGUUCGCGGGGACCGCUAGAUCCAUCUGAAGAGGCUCGAGAAGAAUAACGCCUAACGUAGAGCAGGAACGAGAAAUAUCAUCUGGCAAGGAUCAUCGAACGUGCGACGAUCGAAGAUCAAUUGCGAGGGUAAUUGGCCGCCGAACUAUACGGGCUGAAGGAAUCAAUCAUAUCAUAGCCAUGAACCUCGCGCUGCAUGGAUUCUUGCUGCAGGUUUUCGUGUCGAUCCUCAAUCUUCAUCAUGGCCAUUUGUUAUGCAGCGCGGGGGAACCUGGCUAUCUGGACUUCGACAACCUGCCGGAGACGAACUUCUCGUGUCAAGGAAAAGUGAUUGGUGGAUACUACGCGGAUGUCGAGGCGGGCUGUCAAAUGUUUCACGUGUGCACCAUCGGCCAAAAAGAUCUGGUUUCAGACGAGAUCAUGGAUAUAAAGUUUCUCUGUCUGAAUGGGACCGUCUUCGACCAGGAAACCAGAGUCUGCGAGAGGGUCGACGAGGUGGAUUGCAGUAAAAGCGAGAGAUUCUAUAAUCUGAAUCUGGAGCUCUACGGCAAUAAUGCCGUGACACUCAGCCUUCACGAGAACAAUGAUAGCGACGAGGACGAUCUUAUAGAUCGCCCAGCGGAGGGCGAGAAUCAUCAGGCACGAACAACCUCGGCGCGACCCAGCACCUCGACCACCCUCAGCCCCACGACUACGUCCCGUCCCAGCAAGUCGUCGUCCACCACUGUCGCGAGCGGUUCCUUCCAACAUCCGGCUGGUUAUCCACAGCACUAUCAGCCGCAGCCGCCAUUCCCGCAAGUGCACACGAGCCAGUCCAAGUCGUUGUACGAUGAUAAGAACGGUGGCUAUCAUCACCAGUACAUCUUUCAUAACGGCGGCGAGCGCGUCAGUAAUCAGGCCACAUCAUAUCAGCUGUUCAACAGUCAAGGCGUUGUCAGUUCGACGACACCGUCUCCGCAAAUCCAUCCGCAGAUCAGAUAUAGCUCGACGGUGGGUCCGCCGCCACAGAUCAUUCAACACAACGAACCGUCGACCGUGACACCGCUGUAUCACCCUACUUCCUCCGCCACAAUACAGACUCUGCUUAAUAGUAAUGCCAACAGCCCGGCGGCCUUGAUCAACCCCCUCUUUCACAAUCACGGUAUCGCGAGCACCACCGAACAGUUCGCCCUGCACAACAACAAUCCACGUGAGACCGCCGACUAUCGCGACGAGAAUGAUCGUGAAGAUAUAAGGCCACUGGAGGCGAUACAACCAACUAAUAAGGGAAAGGUGUCCAAGUUGACAAUAUCUCCGGUCCCGAAUACGCAAGAGUCGUCUCGUACGAACGUGCAGAUGAGUCAAACAUCGCAGCAGCAGAGGAUAUCCGACAACUUUCUGCCGACGUCCCCUGUCAACACUGAGACGACCGUCAGAUCGUUUUAUCCGACGCCGAGACCUUCGCCGAAAUCCUCGCAAUCGGUCGUUCAUCAGUCGGUUACCCAACAAGGGAGCAUUCACCGCGUGAAUUCGCCAGGCGUGACGGUGCCGCAGCUCAAGCCUCAUCAAAUUACCAUAAAUCUACCACCACCGGACAUCCAGAGAAUCGUGCAGAGUCCAUCGCCGUUGUUGCCGUCGCAAUCGCGAGUGAUCGUCACGGCGAAGGCGAGUGUGAGCGACGAGUCCGGCAGACCUUUGAACACCACGCAAUUGGUGACGUUGCCAUUGCCGACAAUACCGGCCAGCUAUGAUGAUUAUAAGGAAGGUGACGAAUCUUUUGAUCCGUUUUAUCGCGAUGUCCCAAAGGUCCCCAAGAAUCGUCAGGUGACGAGACAUGUGAGGGACAAGAUGCGACUGUCGCGCAGAAAACGAUCAACUCACAGUCAAUUCUAUCAUUUGAUUAACGGCGCGGAUAGUGAUGGGGAUUUUGAAGCGAUACGAAAGAGCGAAUCGCAGGAUAAAGUGACGAACGUAGAAAAUACGCCGCAUACCGAGAUUGGAGAUUUUCGAGCUAUUAGAGAGAGUUUGAUGAAGUUUAGAGAUAUCCUAUUCAGUGACGAAGCGGAUGAGGAUGCUUAUCGCAAUACUGCUGAUGAGAUUCAAAAUACGGCUAAACACGUCGCGAAGAAUAGCGAGAUUCUCGAAACAAAGGAUAUUGCAAUACAAAAGGUAGACGAUUUAGAAGAUUUAAAGACAGAUGCUUCAAAACAUUUAGCGUUAGAUGAAGAAGCAGAUGAGAAAGAAGAAGAUAAAAAAUUGAAAGAAGAAGAUAAAGAAGCAGACAGGAAAGAAGAAGAUAUAAAAUUUAAAGAAAAAGAUAAAGAAGCAGACGAGAAAGAAGAUGAUAAAAAAUUGAGUCGCGAAGAUUUCUCUUUGAACGUCGAAGCUAAUGCUGAAGAGUUGUUAGACAAAAAAAAGUAUAUUAAAAAUAUGUCAGAAUCAGAGUCUAAAUUAAAAUUCAAAACCAAUGAAUUUACAAGUGCUGGUUUGGAAGAAAACAAAUCUCCGAAAAAUGAUAAAGACAUAAUAGUACUUGAUUUCGACAAUGACUUCAAAGUGAAAACUACAAACUCAGACAUCGAGAUGUCCAAGACUGACACUCCUCUCGAGAUUAUUAUUGAGGAGGAAAGUAAAUUCAACUUACACGAUCCAUUGGAGACCGACAAAAAAGUUAUAAAUAAUGGACAACUGUCAGGAUACUUGACAAAGAACGAAUCGGAGGAAAGAUCGGGCUUCAAAACUGACGAAGAGAAACAACUGGGAGUUCUACGAGAAACAAUCGAGCGGGAAAGCUCCAAGGAUUCUAGAGAAGAAAAGUUUGGUUCGAGAAGGAAGAUUUCUCGAGCGAGAUCCUCGAGGAGACGUAUAUCUUCGAAAAUAAAGCAGCAAAAAACGAACCAUAUCGAACUGACGGAAACAAUUCGACAGAAAGAAGAAUUGGAUAAAACGACUACUACUAUUACUAGUGUCAUUACUAUUACAUCCACUACCCCAUCUGUCCUACCCUUGGAGACGAAAGUUGCGGAGCAAAUCGACAGCCACGUUUUCGGAGAGUCAGAGUCGCAAACUUUUAAAGAAGUAGAUAUGACGAGGGCGAUUGGUCAACACAACACAGCAUAUUCGAAGAGCUUGCGAGACAGCAAGACCAAUGACGUCGGGAGAGAUAAAGAGAUUGAGCGGUUGUUCGAUCAUCAAAUUAUGGAGGAAAGCGCGAGAAAUUCAGAGCAGCAUGUCGAUAAAUCUGAAGAAGAAGCGGACAAAAAAAUCGAAUAUACUAGUUUAAAAGAUACAAACUUUACCGAGAAUCCGCAAAGCGCAGACGAGACGGAGUCGACGGAAGUUAUUCACGAAGUUAUUUCCGAAGAAAAAAAGUCCGACGAAGAAUUAUUCUCGACAGAAUACGAAACUUUGGACGACGAUGACUCCAACGCGAAUACGAAAGAGGAGAAACUGGAAGUGAGUUCGGAAGAGACACCCAACAAGAUUUCCUCUCGCGAAGCCGCGGUUUCUUCUCGCGAGGAUGAUUCGGAAGAGUCAAGCGAGAAGACAAGCAUUGAUGAUUCGAACGAAGAUGAUUAUUCAACUACAAAAUAUAGUCAAGAGACAAAUUACGAAGAAUCAAACGAGUAUCCGGAUGCAGUGGACUCGUCUGCGGAAAAUUUGCGCGAUCAGGAAAAUUAUAAGAAAACAGAAAGCAUCGAAGAAUAUAUAAUGUCCACUGAUUACGCAAACUCUGAGGAAUAUAACGACUCUCAGGAAGAUAUUACGGAUUCAACCAAAGACACUGAAGGUAGCACCGAAGGUAUCUUAAAAUUCACGGAUGAAUUACCGAGGUCGGAUGAUGGGUACAACGAAACGAAGGGAACAUUGGAAUUUGACGAUGCGCACGAUUAUAUCGACGACAAUUACGAGCCGGAAAAUUACAAAGAGAUGGAAACUGCAACUGAAUCAAACGAUUCUAGGGAGGAGAAGAUCGAGGAGAUAGAUGAAGAAAAGGAAGACGCAGCGUCGAAAGAUCUCGAGACAAAUCGGAAUGAAGAUGAAGCGGAAACGCAGACGAAGCAUGAGGAAGAAGAUGUCACGGAAGUGGCGAAUCUCGAAGAAGUCACAAAUUUUGCCACGACUUUGUCAACUACUGUAACAGCGCCCAACACGACAGUGUCUACUACAACGAUGUCGUCGACAAGUACAACAACUACGACCACGACUACCACUACAACUACAACUACGACUACAACUACUCCUCGACCGACGACUACUACCACUCGUCCCACAUCACCGAAACUCUUCAAACCUGUUGGAAACAGAAGGAUUUACGCUUACACUCCCCCGACGACAACCCCGAUUCCGGUCGUGAUUAAAUCAAGGAUGGGCCUGUAUAAUCCAAAACCGGCGAAACCGCCCAAGUCCUACAACGAGUUGGCGCCGAAGCCGGUGAUCAGGAAGCUCGCUUUGACGCGUAAACCUAUUACUACCACCGCGGCUACCAUUGCGAUUUCUACUACUACGGAGAAGCGAAAUACAGAAAGUUCGACGGAAGAUACGACGGAGCCCAUAACAACAAUGAUGAUGACAGCGACGACUGAGUCUGGUAAAAGCGAGGAGAACGUUCUUGAAAGUAAGCUGGAGGCGAACGAACCCAUAUCUGUUGAUCACUUUGCGAAGAGCGAUCGAAUAAACAAGGGGGAUCAACUCUCGAGUCCGACCGAGCAAAAUACUCCCGUCAAUUCUUCGAAGAAUGCUGAUUCACGAAUCUCGACCAAAGAAAUCGAGACCUCCACCCUUUUGUCCAGACUGACUACCCUUGCGUUAUCUUCCGUUGAACAGAUAGAUGUGAAAACGGAACCGCAGGAAGAUACGGAAAGGGUCGAUAUCUCCACGACGACCUCUCUGCCCCUGACGACAUUGCCCCUUGAAAAGUCAUAUACCAAAUACGACACGAGUACCGACGAGUACUCCGAGGAAAUGGAGACCACAACUUCCGUCAAAAGCAAUCAACAGUACGUUACCGAAACUUCCUCUCUUCUCGCCGAACAAUUGACAUCAGUUUCGACGAUUCCGACCUCCAUUAUUUCGACUUUGACGAUUCCGAUCUCGACGAUUCCGACCUCGACUAUUCCGACCUCGACGACCGUCCAACUGGAAACUGACGAUGCCGAUUCCGUCACGACAACAGUACCCGCGAUUUAUCGGCCGAACGGUCGAAAGUUUGCUGGAUCGCGGAAGUAUGCGAGCUUUAAUUGCCUGGAGAAAGAGAUGUAUCGCUUCUACGGCGACGCUAGGGACUGCCGACUGUUCCACUAUUGCUCGCCCGGCUUUACCGCGCGUCAGGUGCUGGACUUUCGGUUCGUGUGCGAGGAGGGCACGGCGUUCGACGAGGAGACGCAAAGCUGCCGUCACGAUGUGCGUAAUCGGAAGUGCCGGAAUCGGUCUUGGUGAUAGCCAUGUCCCCUUCCCCUCCCGCUUUUGAAGCUUCCUCGACACUCUCGACUCCGUUGAUUUUGAUAAUUCGUGAAUCCUCCAUAUAGGACUCUCCGUAGUGUAUUUAUAAUCUCUUCUUUUUUUUUUUAACGCGCAGUACACGUAAGCAUAUAUCCCGAAGAAGAAGAGGGGUAUCCUCCCUCUCUUCUCCUAUUCCCCAUUGCCAUAGCGCCCCUCGCGCUGGAUUCACACUUAUUAAAGUUAAUGUCGAUUCAAUCGGCUCGCGACUGCUGAUCGGAUCAGGGCGCUGAGAAACGAGGAAGCACGUCACGCGUCGGCUCAGCUGAUUUACGUGCGUCGUUGUCAAACAAUCGCACGACACUGUUAGCGUUUAAGUCAGAGAGCGAAGAAUAAUCGGUUCCUACGUUGUUCUCGAGAGAUGCGAGAGAUACUUUAAGCGAGAAUACUACAAUUGCAUACAAUUGUAGUUCUUCUCACUUUUUUUCUUUUCACGCGAUUGAUUCAAUAAUGCGUGAAUUUUGUAAACAUGUUGCCGAAUAUUGCCGAGGAUAUCUACGCCCAUGAUUACUCUCGUUACUCUUAGCAUCUCGCUCGAUAGCGCGAUAUUUAUAUUGACGUUUUUUCGGAAGCAGCAGCCUUUUUCCCGAUCAAAGAGAUAAUUUUAUUCGAUAUCGAGAUAAAAUGUUAAAUAUAUUUUUGAUAAAAUAUACGCGCUCCUGCAUCCAGGUCAACUCUCAUCGUGGAUCAAUGAUACACAUCAGAAUGCGCUUAAAAAUGUAUGAAAAUAUGUUUAAUUGAAAUAUCUUGACACAGAAUACCACUCGCUUUUGAUAAGUAUUUUAUAUAAAAUUUUAUUUCAUGUAUGCAAUUAAUUUACUUUUUAUAAAAUUUCCUUUAUAAAAUUUUACUUUGUAUAUAUAAUUAAUAUUAUUUUUAAUUGUCGCGUGCAAUAAAAUGUGCCUACGAAUAAAAUAUCGUGGACAUCUAUAUUUGUUCUACUUGUAUCAAUCGAAAUCAAUUUCUCGUAGUACCAAAAAGUGCAAUAAGACGUAACAUCGUUGCUCAAGCAUUUUUUAGAUAUGAAUUUAGCUCGAUAAAACAUAGAUAUCUCGAAGUAACGCGUAGUCGAUUUAAUGCGUUACAACGUUACAUGUGAGAGAGCUGAAGAAAGGAAAAAAGAUUGCGACUUACGCAAUUUAUUUUAAUAUGCGUACAUUUGAUAAUAUUCACUUUACUGUUCGGCAUGUAAAAAAAAAAGAAAGGCUGAUCGCAACAAAGAAUUCGCAUAAUCUUUCGUACAUGUUCUGAUAAUUUUCUACUAUUAAUUAUGAGCGCUUUAAUUAUGAGUGAAAAGAAGCGCGUCAGCCGUAAAUAAAUAUAUGUUAUAUAAAUAUAUAUUUUUACGGAUUCCAUUUUUUUUUUAUUCCGGACCAUUCAGCGAUUUAGAUAGAAUCUAGGAAAUUCGUCGCCGAAUUGUGCGUGUGACUCGUUGAUAACUUUUAUAUAUGUAAAUACAUAUUACGUGCACGCAAUGACGCAUAAUAUUCGAGAAAAAUUAUAGCCACUAUAUUUUGUAAGCAAUUAUACUAUGUCAAUAAUAAUUGUAUAUUCAAUACGCA
Molecule: messenger RNA, 7844 nt
Organism: Cataglyphis hispanica
Lineage: Eukaryota; Metazoa; Arthropoda; Insecta; Hymenoptera; Formicidae
Product: serine-rich adhesin for platelets-like
Exons: 7
Coding region: 985-6222 (1745 amino acids)
Cellular component (GO): extracellular region
Molecular function (GO): chitin binding
Source: RefSeq, a predicted model, not a curated record